Messenger RNA from Nicotiana tabacum (common tobacco), 671 nucleotides. Its product is annotated as putative glutathione peroxidase 2. The record is from RefSeq and is a predicted model, not a curated record. Gene Ontology annotation, molecular function: peroxidase activity. NCBI's taxonomy places the organism in Eukaryota, Viridiplantae, Streptophyta, Magnoliopsida, Solanales, Solanaceae. Gene Ontology annotation, biological process: response to oxidative stress. Gene Ontology annotation, cellular component: cytosol.
AGAACUAGAAGAUGAGUUUCACCAAUUUGGCAGCUCUCUUUUUUCUUGUUCUUGCCUUGUUCUUGUUCUAUAGAUACACUUCUUUUUCUUCCCCUCAAACUAUGGCUGAAGGAUCCCCCAAAUCCAUUUAUGAUUUCACUGUCAAGGAUAUAUUGGGAAAUGAUGUACCUUUGAGCAAUUAUAGGGGAAAGGUUCUUCUUAUUGUCAAUGUUGCAUCAAAAUGUGGUUUAACAGAUUCAAACUACAAGGAGCUGAAUAUUCUGUAUGAGAAGUACAAAGAUCAAGGAUUUGAAAUUUUAGCAUUUCCUUGUAACCAGUUCUUGUGGCAAGAACCUGGAACAAAUGAGGAGAUUCAGGAAACUGUAUGCAUCAGGUUCAAAGCUGAAUUCCCUGUAUUUGAAAAGGUUGAUGUGAACGGGGAUAAUGCUGCACCACUUUUCAAGUUCUUAAAAUCAGAAAAAGGCGGUUUCCUUGGAAAUGCUAUCAAGUGGAACUUCACCAAAUUCCUUGUGAACAAAGAAGGAAAGAUUGUGGAACGAUAUGCACCCAGGACACCUCCUCUUCAGUUUGAGAAAGACAUACAAAAUCUGUUGGGUUCUUCUUGAGCAUCCAGGACUAUCGAAAAAGAAUCUGUUCUUUCUAUAAGGCGAGUGUGAGACUCCAGCAUAUGC